This is a messenger RNA of Venustampulla echinocandica, 1020 nucleotides long. RefSeq lists its product as uncharacterized. The coding region runs from base 1 to 1020 and encodes 339 amino acids. The transcript is spliced from 4 exons. Lineage: Eukaryota; Fungi; Ascomycota; Leotiomycetes; Helotiales; Pleuroascaceae. Gene Ontology annotation, molecular function: metalloendopeptidase activity. Gene Ontology annotation, biological process: CAAX-box protein processing. The record is from RefSeq and is a predicted model, not a curated record. Gene Ontology annotation, cellular component: endoplasmic reticulum membrane.
AUGGCCCCUACCGACUUGUACUCUCGUCUGAAGUCUUACCUCCCCCACGAGACAGAGGAGCAGCCCCCCAAGCCCGCCCUGAGCACCUAUGUCGCAGUAGCCUUGUUGGUUGUGUACACCCUCAUCUACGUGGUUCCAUUCUACCUCUCGUCGACAACCCGCCCCUCGCCCAACCUAUCCCGCGAUGCCCCCUCCGUUAUUCGAGGCCGCAUUACCUCCGUAACAACAUCCUGCAUUAUAUGCUCCGUCCUAACUUUCGUCAUCCUCGGCUCUAUCCCUGAGGAUGGCAACCCGAUCAAAUCCCUCCACGCCAUGGGGUGGUUCCCGGUUGGCUUCCUGGAGGCUAUCCAAGCGGUUGGGUUAACUGCAAUCCUUUUCCUGGGACCCCUUUUUGAGGCGGGGGUCAUUAUGGGGGGUUGGAGGGAUUGGAUACGUCUGCGGGGUCUGGGUGAAAUAACCCAUGGAUGGAUAGGCUAUCGGAACAUUGUUGCAGGCCCGGUGACCGAAGAAGUGCUAUUUCGAUCUUGCUCCGUUCCCCUCCUCAUUCUCGCGCAGACUUCGAACACAACCAUCAUCUUCCUCACACCUAUCGUCUUCGGCCUCGCGCACCUCCACCACUUCUACGAAUUCCGCAUCACCCAUCCCCAUACACCCGUGAUCGGAGCCAUCCUUCGGUCCCUAUUGCAAUUCACAUAUACAACGCUAUUCGGCGGAUAUGCUACCUUCUUGUAUCUGCGAACCGGGAGUCUCCUCGCCGUGAUCUUUGUACAUGCGUUCUGCAACUGGAUGGGCUUCCCACGCUUCUGGGGUAGACUGAGUGCCGGGGAGGAGACGGUGAUUGGCCCUGAUGUGGGAAAUGACAGGAGGGACGGAAAGGAUGCUGCGAGGACGACUACUGACGGAAGCCUGGGAUUGAUUUGGACAAUUGCUUAUUAUGUGCUCUUGGUUAUCGGUGCUGUGAGCUGGAAGCAGUUACUGUGGCGCUGGACGGAGAGUAAGUCAGCGUUGACGACGUUUUAA